AUGUCUAAAUCUGCGCGUGCUCGUCGCAACAGGGCUGCUAAGAAGGCGGCACUCCUCAAGGACGUAAACACCGCUUCCUCUACUGAGCAGGCUGGUUCCGCCGAGCCUGCUGAUACUACCAAGAACGUCAUACCGGAUCAGGGCGAAGACUUGACCGUUAAGGCCGUCAGCAUCGCCGACACUGACGCCUCUGCGACUGCCUCUUUGCCCAAAGAGCCACUUCCUGCCAAGAUCAACAUUCAGCCCGCUACUAAUCUCGGAUCCGACCCCAAGCCGACCCCGCCGUCGUUCUCUCCUGUCUCCGAGGCUGCCGAUGUCCCGCCCCAGCCAAAGACUGCAGUAAAGCAGUCAGCCCUAUCGCCGUCUUCCACCGUCAUAGAUCAGCCUAUCGACAACCUGCUCGAGAUGAUACGAGCGCAGCGUCAAGCUCUUCUCCAAGGCCCUCGCGUCACCAUUCGCAUUGGAGAUACAUCCGUUGAGGGUAUCUCCAAGCGCGCAGCAAUGGCUGCUUCUACUGUUCUCCACAAACAUUUCACCGCUAACCCCCACUCACAUGAGUAUGUAUUCUCACGUGGUCAGAUACACCCCGGCGCAGUCCGCCUUCUACUCAUCGGCUGGAUGCAGGAGACUUGCAACGAGUUCGAGGCCUACGCUGUCCCGGCUCAGAAGACAUUCGGUGAAGACGUUGCUCUCCUACGCGCUGCUCGCCUGUUAGGUAUGGAGCGCUACUGCAGCCAUAUCCACGCCGGCUACGUCGAGUACCUCAAAACCCAGCUUCCGAGCUACGAAGAGAUCAUUGCCGUCGAACAGAACGCCACGUCUGACAAAGACCCACUCUGGACCGCGAUGGUCAACCACCUUUGUCACGAUCGCCACAAACGCCUUUUACCCGACCCUGAAGACUUUGCGGCGUUCUUGGAGAAGCACACUCGCCUGAGGAAUGCUAUGGAGUCCGCUGAUAACUUCUUCCGCGGUAUGGCGAAGAAGCAGGUCGAUGACCGGGAGAAAGAGCGUGAGAAAGAGCGCCGCCAGCGUUGGGAGCGCAACCAGGCUGAGAAGCACGAGCGCAUUGCUAGAGAGCGACUUGCUGCUGAGUCGCUGAGGAAGAAGAUGGAUGAGAAGGGCUCAGGCCUGAUGACCGUCACUGCGGAGGAGGCGGAGCUGCUUCGAGGGCGCACUCGCACCCGCUAG
Molecule: messenger RNA, 1191 nt
Organism: Alternaria conjuncta
Lineage: Eukaryota; Fungi; Ascomycota; Dothideomycetes; Pleosporales; Pleosporaceae
Exons: 1
Coding region: 1-1191 (396 amino acids)
Source: RefSeq, a predicted model, not a curated record